GUGUGCGGUUGUCCGGAUUGGAAGGAAGAAAGGGAACAUUGUACCGACGGUUGAAGUGAAGUGAAGUGUUAGUGUGGCAGUGUCUACAGGUCUGGCAGUGCCAAAUUGGAUUAACCCGGCCGCGAUUUUGGACUGCCCCGUGGCCCACGCUUUGCGUUUUGCGAGAGGAUUGGAUUAACAGAAGAAAAAAAAAACCAUGAGCAGCCGCACAACCACACGAAAACGAUGAAAAGCCAAAAUUCAACGACACCAACAAUCAGAAAACACGUGAUCAAUACUGCCAUUAGGAUAUGGAUCCACCAACACAAAGUCCCCCUACGCUUCCGCAAGAUUUCCCCGAGCCAACGGCAACCGAUGCGUACAUUAUCCCGACGCUCGGUCUCCACGAGGGAACCUUCGUAUUCUCCUACCUUUCGACGUUCCUUUCGUACAUCACCCCGUACGAUCUGCCAGUAGAGCUUUUGAGAGAUGCGUUCCACACGCGAGUUUCCUUUCUGCAGCUGAUCAUGGAGGCUUUGAAAGUCGAAUCCGGAUACAUCUGCCUCAUAGCGAUAUUCUUUCUGAUUUCCUUGAUCCCACUGUGCUACACGAUCGCGUGGGGAUGCUCGAAAUCCGUGGACGAAGACAUCAAUGCGGGACCGACGGUUGAUGCGAUCAUACAAGCCGAAGAGCUAUCGUUGGAAGAGUCUCUGCAGUGUCGGAGGAGUUUCCUAGGGUUGAUGUUGCAGGUUAUAAUUCUGUUGCUGAUAGCAAGUGUGAUCGCUAUGUUUGUAACAAACGAGCAGAUUGCAUCUGCAAUCGACCAGACGCCGAUGGUGGUGAGGUCAUCACUGGCCGAUGCGGAGACGUUUCUCAAGGAUACGGAACAACAGAUUUCGUUUGUGCUGCUUGAAGGUCUUGCGACGACCGUGGAUAGGAUACGGAGUGAUCUGAACGAACUGGAUAAGCUGUUAGGGGAACCGAUACAGAAUCACUUGUCGUUGUUCACCGGGAUCGAGAUCAUCUUUGAGUCGAUCAUGGAAAUCAGCACGAGUAGCAACAAUCUGUCCAGGCGGAUUUUCCUGCUUCAGGAAACUCUAGCUAGGGCUGCGAAAAUUUCAUAUGAAGCUGAAUAUCGGCUAGAUGAGUUGCAGAUCCAGUUAUCUGUGCUGCAGCGUCAGUGUACAUAUCGGGAUCGACCGCUUUGCGAUACGCUGAAGAUCAAGAACUUCGAAGAAUCCGGAUUGAUUGACAAGAUACGGAAACUGCAAAACGAUCCCGUAUUGGCCAAGCUGAUGUCCAUGGGUGAAGCCGGUAAGAACAGUACGAUGAAGAUGCUGACGCAGGAGUUGACGUUGGCGCGAUCGAUCUUCCGGAACUAUAAGACGGAGUUGAAGAAUACGACGGCUCCUUCCAAGGAGAACAUCGAGAACUAUUUGGAAGAUUUGGGUAAUGCGACGCUCCUGUCGACGAAUACGUUUUCGAACACUUUGAAUAAUUUGGUCAUGGAAGUGACAAAGACGGCGAACUUUUCCGACUCAUUCUUCGAUUACUACCGGGAAGUGGGAGCUAUCCAGUGGUUAACAGGAUUGACAGCGACCGUCAGCACAUUGUUGGUCACAUUCAUACUGCUAGGAGCAUUGAGCUGCGGAUGUUGUCAUGCUGAUAACAAGGCUGGAAUCACGCUGGUAGUUGGGUCGAUCGUGAUCUGCAUGGCAAGUAUGGCUUUGUCUGGGUUUGCCAUGGUUGAAAUGCUUCUGGGUGCACAUGGGCAAGUCUUCAUCUGUCAUCCACUGUACGAUGAACCGAACUACACCGUUCUCGGUAAACUGAUUGACAAACCUGGAUUGAUCUACCCGGUUGAACCACAAAAUGGAAUAAUUGACGCACUGCUGAAGUCUGCAGACCCGAACCGGACAUUCUCUGUCAACGUGCCACUGGCAGCAGCUAUCAACGAAUGCAAACGUAACAAAGGAACAUUUUCGACCUUCCAGUUGGAAGGACUACUCAAUGUCUCGUCGAUCAUGGACUACCACAGCUAUCCACAUCUGGAUCAUGCGAUUGCAGAGCUGGCUGCAACGGAGAUUCCUUUCAUCGGGUUCACGAAGCAGAUACAAGCGAUCCUGGAGGACAUGUUGACCGACUCGGAUAUCAAUCUGACUGCUUUCCGUAUGGAUUUGACUCAGAUCUCACCGGAUAAGGAUGUUAUCACGUUCAUUGAUCAGCUGCAGCGAGUUUCCGCUCAGAUUCAGGAUGUGGCAACGUCCUCUCGGAUGACGACGCUUGGAAGUAGGGCUAAGCGGUUGCAGGUGUCACUUUUGGCACCGCUGGAGCAACUCCGCGGUGACAUUGUGUACCAUUUGACGGCGCUGGAGUUUCAGCUUUCCCCAUGGGCGACGCAGGUCAACAAAAGCUUGAUCCACCUGCGCAACGCUCAAUCGUACUUGGACGCUGAAGCGGCGGAGAUUUGUCACAAUAAGAGUGAGCAGUUUCGAAGAAGGUUAAAGGGACAUUUUGAUGCUUAUCGGAAUCAUACGAAUGUCAUUCUGAGUGACAAGUGCGCAAGCUGUAGGCCGUUGUUCGAGGUGUUUGACGCUAUGAGGAUGCUUUUCUGUCAUCACAUAAUGGAUCCGAUGAAUGGAUUGUGGUUUUCGUCGUUCCUGUGUCUGUUCCUGUGGGCGAUUGCAACUCCCGUUUCGUUGAUGAUGUCAACCACGUACCGGAGGCUGGAGAUGGUUUCGGGAAAGCUGCAGCAUUCUAAUAGCAACUACUAUGGCAAUUCCAGUUCAACUCGUUCCGAGCGGCAAGGACAUCAUCACCACCACCAGCAGCAUUAUACACAGCAGCAGGAUACAUCUAGUCAUUGGUCUACCCAAAGAUCUGUGUCGGUGCACAUUGCCGCUGCCAAGGAGAGCUGCACCGACGACGAGAUUAUUGCGGACGACGAGGAUGCCCAUCGGGACGGCGAGGUCGUCAUCGAGUACAUAGAGCUGCAGAUGGACGACGACGAUCCAACCCAGUUUCGAGAGUGUUUGAUUUGAAUUUUCUACUGACAUGGUUUAUGCGUGCUUCAUAAUGGUUAUAUUUAAUAAAAACGAGAAUGAUGAUGUAAGUUUAA
Ochlerotatus camptorhynchus is the source of this 3097-nucleotide messenger RNA. RefSeq names its product prominin (gene prom). The coding region runs from base 291 to 3020 and encodes 909 amino acids. Lineage: Eukaryota; Metazoa; Arthropoda; Insecta; Diptera; Culicidae. Gene Ontology annotation, cellular component: membrane. The record is from RefSeq and is a predicted model, not a curated record. The transcript has 9 exons.